UUUUCAGGGGGAAACGCUGGCAUCAAUUACCGGGAGUGGUAUAAGCCCCUAGUGUGGUUUUGGAUCCUGGUUGGCCUUGCCUACUUUGCAGCUGUCCUCAGUAUGAUUGGAGACUGGCUACGGGUUCUGUCCAAAAAGACAAAAGAAGAGGUGGGUGAAAUCAAGGCCCAUGCGGCGGAGUGGAAGGCCAACGUCACGGCCGAGUUCCGGGAGACAAGGCGAAGGCUCAGCGUGGAGAUCCACGAUAAGCUGCAGCGGGCGGCCACGAUCCGCAGUAUGGAGCGCCGGCGGCUGGGCCUGGACCAGCGGGCCCACUCGCUGGACAUGCUGUCCCCAGAGAAGCGCUCUGUCUUCGCCGCCCUGGACACGGGCCGCUUCAAGGCCUCUUCCCAGGAGAGCAUCAACAACCGGCCUAACAACCUUCGCCUGAAGGGGCCGGAGCAGCUGAACAAGCACGGGCAGGGCGCGUCCGAGGACAACAUCAUCAACAAGUUCGGGUCCACCUCCAGACUCACCAAGAGGAAAAACAAGGACCUCAAAAAGACCUUGCCCGAGGACGUUCAGAAAAUCUACAAGACCUUCCGGAAUUACUCCCUGGAUGAGGAGAAGAAGGAGGAGGAGACGGAAAAGAUGUGUAACUCAGACAACUCCAGCACAGCCAUGCUCACGGACUGUAUCCAGCAGCACGCUGAGAUGGAGAACGGGAUGAUACCCACGGACACCAAAGACCGGGAGCUGGAGAACAACUCAUUACUUGAAGACAGAAACUAAAUGUGAAGGACAUUGGUCUUGAACUGAGCAUUGUGUGUGGUGUGUGUGUGUGUGUGUGUGUGUAUGUGUGUGUGUUUUUAAUAUUCACAGAGACAUGUGCCUUAAACAGACUUAUUAGUCCAAAAUUACAUAGCAUUGAAGAAUAUAUUUCACUGUGCCAUAAACAACUGAAAACUUGCUCUGCCAAAAGGAAUCAAAGAAUAAGAACAUUUCAGAUAGCAACCGUGGGACGCACCGAGAACGUCUGUGCACGUAGCCAGUUCUGGCUGUACAUGUUAAGGGCGUUUCAGUGGCAGUGCCAUAUCCCUGGGCAGUGCCACCUGGGCACACACAUAGGUAAGGGCAGCUAUUCCUUAGACCAGCCUCCUGAAAGAAAUGGAUGUGUCUUUUUGGUGGAGUCGUUAGUGAUAUGUGCACAUGCAGAAGGGGAUCUGGUUGGGGGUGAACUGGUUAUGGGUAACAAGGGUUGGGGUUGACAUUUUGUUACGUUCUCUGAGCUGGAAUUUUGAUACACACCAUUCAGUGCAUAAUACCUAGUCUUUCUAUGCUCCCAAUGAAUGUCUGUGGGACCUGAGAGCACCUGGAAUUUGUUGGAAGCAGAUCAGAGCGCAUGUAUUAAAAGGUGCAAUUGCUUUUCUCAUGACAAAGGAAAAAAAAACAGUCACAAACACAUCACACUGUGGAUAUCGCCUUCACCAAUGACAGAAGCCCUGCUGAGUACGGUCUUUCUCACGGGGGUAGGUAGUCCACAUGAACUGGCGAGCAUUGGUGAAAAUGCGACAUCAGCCGCUGCAUGGUUAAAGGCCAGCCGUGCAUUUUCCUCAGUGGGUGCAAUGGUGACAAUAAACCGAUUUGGAAAUGUCCAUGUUCACUUUCCUAGUGGAACUUUGGUUAUAACUUGUUUUGAUAAGAGCGGGCGAAAUACCAAAACAAUUGCCUUGCAUGAUGCCAGUGGCUUGCUGUUCUGUCUAGCUGAUCUUACGUGUUUAUAAAAAUAGACAUCCUGCAUUUCUGAGACGUACCGAGGAGGACCGUGGCAUCUUUCCAUCUCAGGGCUUUUUGUCCCUUGGGUGUCUUAGGGUAGACGUAGUUAUAAGAUCCAAUCUCACUAUCUCCAAACAAAAAGAAAAUGUACCCCUUGCACAGUAAGCUUGAAAUGUUUUGAUUGCUUGCAGCCUAAGUGCCAUUAAUUCCGUUUAACAAUGAUACUUAGAAAGACUUAAACUAUUUCAUGUUACUUUUACGUUUGGGCAAUCCUUUAUUCUGAAAACGCUGCUUCUUCUCCUUGCCUGUUUCUUCAUCUCACAUCGGUUAUUCACUAAAACCGGAACACCCCUAGACUGAU
Molecule: messenger RNA, 2116 nt
Organism: Saimiri boliviensis boliviensis (Bolivian squirrel monkey)
Lineage: Eukaryota; Metazoa; Chordata; Mammalia; Primates; Cebidae
Source: RefSeq, a predicted model, not a curated record